Molecule: messenger RNA, 739 nt
Organism: Drosophila serrata
Lineage: Eukaryota; Metazoa; Arthropoda; Insecta; Diptera; Drosophilidae
Source: RefSeq, a predicted model, not a curated record
CAGCAGCGCCAUCUGUAGUUCGUUUGCUUUUGACCCCAGCUGGCAACUCUGUUUGCCAUCAGCUGGUUUCCAGACUGCCAACUUCUUUAAACUCGAAAAGGUGGCCACAUCAUCCCAUUUAUUGUUGCUUUUCACUCUAAAAACAUAAACAAAUCUUCAGACGAAUGUUUGGUUAACAUUAAACCGCCCGAAGCAAAUGCAGGAACAGGAAGAGAUGACCAGGAAGCGAGGUAGAACACGGAACAGGAGCAAACAGCGCAAUCGUCGUCGCAGUUGUCGCCAGAGAAGGGAAGGAAAGCCAUUGCAGCAGCAGCAACAGAGACCACCACAGCCAACAGCCCGGGAGCAAUGGGCAAUGGGAGCAGAGAUGUGCAUCCAGACCAGUCGCAUUCUGUUUGAGUGGCACCACAAUCAGGUCAUGAGUCUCUGCCAAGGCUUGAGGCAGCAGGAAGAAACCGAUAACUGCCAGGACUAUGUAUACGAAAGUUCCUCGGAAGAGGAAGAGAACGAGGAGGAACUGGAGCUGGAUCUGGACCCAGAGCCCAUCGACGAGGGUUAUCUGAAAUUCUUGGAGGUGACCAUUAAGCACCAGGAGGACCUACGUCGAAGGAGAGCUGACACAACCACCGAUUGUUUAGAUGAACAUGGGGAUAAGAGCUAGGAAAUCAUCAUUUUAUACGUAUUUUUGGACACAAAAAGGAGCUAUUUUUAAGUACAAUUUUUUUUGACAUGUUUUCAA